GGAGUCACAUUCUGACAACUUAUUGGUCUUCGAAUAACAGGCAUGAUACCAUAACCAUGACAGUUGGUCUUGGAGACUUGUGAUUUCUCAGUAAUAUCAACGUGGUGUUGUGAACACGUUGUUUCAUCUGUCUGUGGAACGAGUUCCGCUUCAAAUACAACAACAGUCCGUGAUAGUUUAGUGGCUAGAAUUACCGCUUGUCGCGUGGUAGACCGGGGUUCAAUUCCCCGUCGCGGAGUUUUCUUUUUUUUUCAACAGCGUGCUAGUCACGUGACAUGCUAACACACACAUCCGCACACCACCACCCUCACCAUUUUUUUUUCUUUCGCAGGUGUUCAUAAACUACAACGUUGUUAAGAGAAACCAGCGUGAACAAACCAUCAGCAUCACAGCAGGGAGCACUCUUCAAUCCUUGAACAACCUACUAUGCUUAGAACAAGAGCUCUGAUACGUCCGUUCGGCGUAGCAAGAUCGCUGAGCACAUCCUCGCAGUUCCCAAGCCUCAAGGACAUCUCACAUCAGGACAUUGAAUCCGUUGAGAAGCCGUUUGGCCAUGGCUCGUACUUUCUCCCAAGAACUUCCAAGGGUAACCUGCCGGUCUACAUCGACCUGAAGCAGAACGCAUGCGUCACUGAGAUCCGUAAGGUGCAAGGUGAUAUUGUUCUGCUUAGAAACGACCUGCAAGAGCUUAUGAACGAUGUAUCCAAGGACAAGUUCAAGGUUGUGAUGGAGAGCAAGAAGAUUCUCAUCAAAGGUGACCACAAGAACCGCAUUGUUUCUCUAUUGAACGGUGUGUUUUGAAGAGCGAAACACACUCACAUAUAUAUAUUAGGCUUGUAAAUAAUUAAUAGAGGAGACGUUGCCAUUUCCAUCCCAUCAGGGAUUAAACCGUAGAAACUGAUGUUUGAUCAGACAGCUUCUUUCUGGUUCUCUUUGGCUUCAACGGCUCCACUUUUGUCUCUCCUGCAACCUUCUCGUAGAUGUGGAACAUCUCCUUCUCAUGGAUAA
Williopsis jadinii is the source of this 1008-nucleotide messenger RNA. It is a transcript of the gene IMG2, whose product is annotated as mitochondrial 54S ribosomal protein mL49. Gene Ontology annotation, biological process: translation. Gene Ontology annotation, molecular function: structural constituent of ribosome. The transcript has a single exon. Gene Ontology annotation, cellular component: ribosome; mitochondrial large ribosomal subunit. Bases 427 to 801 code for a protein of 124 amino acids. NCBI's taxonomy places the organism in Eukaryota, Fungi, Ascomycota, Saccharomycetes, Phaffomycetales, Wickerhamomycetaceae. The record is from RefSeq and is a predicted model, not a curated record.